Messenger RNA from Nematocida minor, 1494 nucleotides. RefSeq lists its product as uncharacterized. The transcript has a single exon. The record is from RefSeq and is a predicted model, not a curated record. Bases 1 to 1494 code for a protein of 497 amino acids. NCBI's taxonomy places the organism in Eukaryota, Fungi, Microsporidia.
AUGAAUAACGAAGUGGAACUAAAUAUAAAAAUAAACUUAGAUAAAAUGGUACAACAGUUUAUAGAAACUCGGAAGAAUAAUAGCGAUGAAAAUUUAACAGACAGUAACAUUCUAGAGAGCAUUUUUGAUAACUCUAUAAUCGUAGAAGGAAAUACUAGUAACAAAGAAAGUGCACAGUAUGCUCUGAAUAUAUUCAAGAAACUCAUUUAUUUAAAUCCACUAAUAUAUACAAAUUGUGAGUAUGAUAGUAACAAGCUUAUAGAAGAACUAAGAAAUACGUCUUUAGAUAACGAGGAGGAAGAACUAAGAAGUAUAUCUUUAGAUAACGAGGAGGAAGAACUAAGAAAUACGUCUUUAGAUACCGAGGAGGAAGUUAAGCUUUAUAUAUCAAAAAUAGUGAAUGAAGGGAUACAAAAUAUGUCAGCUACCGCACCACGAUAUAAGAUUAAUGAAGAUAACUAUAUAGACGAAGUAGAAGAACAUAGUGAAUCUACAAUUUCGAGUUUUUUCAAACCAGAUUCUACUCAUGAGCAUACAAUAACGCUUAAAGGAAGUACAGAUAAUCCCAAUUUAGAUCAAAUGCUGAAGAAUUAUUCUGAUUAUUUAGAUGGACUUACAGAUUAUAUUUUAUAUAAGAAACUUUUUAACACUACAGAAAAGCUUCAGGCGAUUAAAGAAAAUUAUUCAGGUAAUUUAUACACUUUAAAACAGCUAUACAUUAGAAGAAGAGACAAUGCAUGUCUUAUGGAGCACGGAUUAAAGCUGUGCAGGGACAUGGAAAGAGGGAUUAAAGAUAAUUUUAUAGAAGAAGAAGUAAAGCUGAUUGCAUCUAUUGGAACAUAUAAUAAUGAAAUUACUGCAGAAAGAGAUGCGUUUUAUAAGAUACUAGGAACACUGUGGUACAUGACAAACAAUAACAUCUCAAUAGCAGAUAUAAAUACUGAUGGAUCAGACGUGCUAGAAAUAGAUGACAGUUUAGAAGGCUUUAUCAAGUAUCAAAAAAAUGAAAAUCUAAUUAUAGAUGGUAAAAUGAAUGAUUUGGAUAGAGAGAUUAAGAAAGCAGGUGAUGUUGUACUGAAAGAAGCACAAGACUAUAUUAAGUGUAAUAAAAGCUCUUUUUCUAAAACAGAAGAGUAUGAAACAGCAAAAAAACAGCUUAAAAAUACUAAACAGAAGGCUGAAAAUAAUUUUAAUCGAUUAUCAAUUAAGAGAAGAAAUGAAAAAGGCCAGAAGUUAAAUAACGAUCAAAAUUCUCUAAGUCGCAUAUAUCUUGUUUUACAUUCAUAUCAAAGAGAGUAUAUAAUAGAAAAAAUAGAAGAACAUGCAAAACUACAUAAUAUAAAAACAAAAGUCAAAAAAACCUAUACUAGAAAGACUUUUGUACUCUAUACAAUUCUUGGGUUAUCCUUCUUAAUGUUUGUUGGUUGGAUUGUAUUGAUUACAAGUGAUUUAGUUAAUUGUAUUUUAUUUACUAUUAAUAAUCUGACAGUGUGA